AGAGACCAAGCGGUGAAUCCCCAGUCGCAGGCGAGCAAGAGCACAGCACGUAGCAACCGAAGUUAAGCUGGGGAUCCAUGGAGAUGGCAGGCGCCGCAGGAACGGGAUCAUGGCUGCCGUGCGCCACCACGGUGGCGUCCUGCGCCGUCGGCGUCUUCUUCCUGCUCUACUUCUACGCGCCACACUGGUGUGUCAGGGGCGUGCCGGGGCCGCCGGCCUUGCCCGUCCUUGGGCACCUGCCGCUGCUCGCCCGCCACGGCCCUGACGUCUUGUGCCUCCUCGCCAAGAAAUACGGCCCGAUCUUCAGGUUCCAUUUGGGGAGGCAGCCCCUGGUGAUCGUCGCUGACCCAAAGCUCUGCAGAGAGGUCGGCGUCAGGCAGUUCAAGAGCAUUCCCAACAGGAGCUUGCCGGCGCCGAUCGCCGGCUCCCCUCUCCACCAGAAGGGGCUCUUCUUCACUAGAGAUGAACGGUGGUCGGAGAUGAGGAACACGAUCAUCUCGCUGUACCAGCCGUCGCACCUCGCCGGCCUCAUCUCCACCAUGCAGCGCUGCAUCGAGCGCGCCGCGGACGCCAUAUCGGCGGCGGCUCAGGACCACGGCGACGUCGACUUCUCCGACCUCUCCCUCAAGCUGGCCACCGACGUCAUCGGGCAGGCGGCGUUCGGCGUCGACUUCGGCCUCACGGCGAGCGGUCGCCCCGGCGAGGCCGCGGAGUUCGUCAGGGAGCACGUACACUCCACCACCUCCCUCAAGAUGGACCUGUCCGCGCCGCUCUCCGUCGCGCUCGGCCUCGUCGCGCCGGCGCUGCAGGGGCCGGCGCGGCGCCUGCUGCGCCGCGUCCCGGGGACGGCCGACUGGAGGGUCGCGCGGACCAACGAGCGGCUGCGCGCGCGCGUCGACGAGAUCGUGGCGGCGCGGGCGCGCGACCGUGAACGUGGCCGCGACGGCGAGGGAACGAGGAGGGACUUUCUGUCCGCGGUGCUCGACGCCCGGGACCGCAGCACGGCGCUGCGGGAGCUGCUGACGCCGGACCACGUGAGCGCGCUCACCUACGAGCACCUCCUCGCCGGGUCGGCCACCACGGCGUUCACGCUCUCCUCCGCCAUGUACCUCGUCGCCGGCCACCCGGAGGUCGAGGCCAAGCUGCUCGCGGAGGUCGAUGCGUUCGGGCCGAGUGGCUCCGUUCCGACCGCCAAGGACCUGCAGCACAGGUUCCCCUACCUUGAUCAGGUCGUGAAGGAGGCGAUGAGGUACUACACGGUGUCACCACUAAUCGCAAGGGUGACGUCUCAACAGGUAGAGCUUGGAGGCUACACGCUCCCAAAGGGCACGUGGCUGUGGAUGGCGCCGGGCGUCCUGUCACGCGACGCCGCCAGCUUCCCGGACCCCGGCGCGUUCCGGCCGGAGCGGUUCGACCUGGCGAGCGAUGAGCAGCGGAGGCGGCACCCGUGCGCGCACAUCCCCUUCGGCGUCGGCCCGCGGGCGUGCGUCGGGCAGCGGUUCGCGCUGCAGGAGGUGAAGCUGUCCAUGGUGCACCUGUACCAGCGCUUCGUCUUCCGGCGGUCGCCGCGGAUGGAGUUGCCGCCCGAGCUCCAGUUCGGGAUUGUCCGCAGCUUUAGGCACGGCGUCAAGCUCGUCGCCAUCCAACGGCGCGCCGGCACCGCCUAGGCUCGUGCGCUGAUGAUGGGUGAUGGCAAGCCCCACCGCUGAUGAGAGUUGCGUGCCGGGUGCUUCCGUGCUUGGGAGUUAGGCAGGCUAGCUAGGGACAAGAAGCAUGACCGCGAUGGCCUUGCUUCUCUGCUCGUGAGAUGAACUCACCUCCAUGGAUUUCCAAUGCAAGCUCACAAGCAGCAUCUCACCAAGACGAACCUCAUCUUCAUUGCAUGGAUGGUAAUUUCUGCGAACGGCGAACCAGUUAAUUAACCAAACACCUCGUGCGCACGAGUGGAGCAAAGGAGACGCAAACAGACAGCAUUUCACCGUACACCCCGCGUGCAGAGGGAUUGGACUGGACAGGGCAAAACGAAUACUCACAAGCAAUUCAUCAAAGAGCUCGCAAUGCGCGAAACAAGGCAACAGUUUGGCUCCAAAACACAUGCUCAUCAACAUCCAUUCAGCAUCGCGAAGACCACGCGCUUCAUCUUCCAGGCACUAUCAACAGAGACGGCAAGCCCUACGGUUCUACGGAAUCUAGAUAGAUUGAGUUGAUAGGUAGUACUACUACUAGAUAGUAGUACUGAUCUAACAACGAGGACAGAAACACGAGUGUGAGUGUGACUGGUGAAGACCUCUCGAUCAGGUGGCGGAGCGGUACAAGGCGUAGAACAUCAUGGCGUACGCGCCGCCCAGGAGGCCGGAGGCGAAGCCCAUCUUGAAGCCCUCCUUCAGGUCGCCGGCGGCGUCCUCCGCCUCCCUCGCGCGCAGGAGGGCGAGCGCCUCCUCCUUGGCCGCGCGCAUCUGGGCGCGCAUCUCCCGCUGGACCAGCGACGUGACCCACUCCCUCUCGGCCUCGGUGCCGAUGCCGCGGCGGCUGGCGGCGCACGCCGCGCGGCGGGAGGCAAGCGCAGCGCGGACUGCAUCUCUCUCUCUCUCGCUCGCGCGCGCGCGCGCUGGUCGAAUGC
Molecule: messenger RNA, 2620 nt
Organism: Panicum hallii
Lineage: Eukaryota; Viridiplantae; Streptophyta; Magnoliopsida; Poales; Poaceae
Product: cytochrome P450 711A1-like
Exons: 5
Coding region: 78-1667 (529 amino acids)
Molecular function (GO): heme binding; iron ion binding; monooxygenase activity
Source: RefSeq, a predicted model, not a curated record